Molecule: messenger RNA, 3042 nt
Organism: Penicillium argentinense
Lineage: Eukaryota; Fungi; Ascomycota; Eurotiomycetes; Eurotiales; Aspergillaceae
Product: FUSC family protein
Exons: 6
Coding region: 1-3042 (1013 amino acids)
Source: RefSeq, a predicted model, not a curated record
AUGCGGCCCAAGCUGCGACAGGCGACCUUUGUCCUCCCACGAACCGGCCAACGCCUGAAGGGCCUUGUUAGUCUGCGCAAUCCGACGAACCUUGCCGCUGCAGCUGGCGAUGACAAUGCUCACGAUGAGCGCCGUGGAUUACUCACGGGUGAGUUCGAGCCAUACCAUGAGGGAAUGAUCCAGCGGUUCUCUGCGCGUGCGAAAGAGUUAGGAUCCCAGGCGCAAGAGUUUGUGAAAUCAGAGUCGGGCAUUGGGAUCUUGAAGUGCGGUUUAGCCUACCUACUCGGUUCCCUCGGGACAUUCAUUCCGGCAAUAUCUGAGUUCCUUGGGAAACAGGAUGGAAAACAUAUGGUGGCUACUGUUACGGUGUACUUUCAUCCGGCGCGGUCCCAAGGAAGUAUGUUUCGUGCCCUGAUUUGCGCAUUGCUGGCUUUCUGCUACUCGGCUUUUCUCUCGAUCUCGAGUAUGCUCUUCGAGAACCUCUUCCAGGAUACUCUGGACCUACCGGUUCUUGGCCAUGCGCUGGUCUUGAUCGUCUUUUGUGGAGGUGGACUGGGGUUUGUGGGAUGGACCAAGCAGCGACUGGGCGAUCCGUUGGUGAAUGUAGCUUGCUCACUCACGGCACUGUCGACCAUCACUGUUCUCACAAAAGAAGGCGCGGUUCAGAAUGGCGAUCUAUCACUCAACAAGAUUUUCCAGGUCUUGAAGAUGGUGAUCAUGGGUGUGGUUGUGGCCAUGGCAGUCUCCUUUUUGAUAUUCCCUAUUUCUGCACGGAAACAGCUUCGCGCAAACCUGGUGACUUCCACAAGUACUUUGGCCGUUAUGCUGGCGAUUAUUACGGGGAGCUUCCUCAGUGGCUCCGAGGAGGAACUCAAAUCAUCUGAAUUCCUUGAGGUGGAAUCGAAGCACCGCAAGGCCUAUGGCCAGUUGGAUAAAUUGGUUCGAGAUGCGAAACUUGAGCAUUAUGUGGCUGGUACCGAGAAGGAGUAUCGUUUGGAGAAGAACCUGGUUCGCUGGGUACAAGAUAUAACUCACAACAUGGGCGGCUUGCGCAGUGCCGCCUCCUUGCAGUUCAGUCUGAUCCGAGAAACCAUUCUUCGAGAGUCGAGUUCAUCAAGCGAAAACUUUUCUUCCCAUGGGAGUGUUCGGCCUGACUAUUUUGCUUCCCUUGAGCGCUCAUGGACGUUUCCUGAUGGAUCCAUUCUCGAACCAAUUGAGGAACGCUCGGAAGAGGAUCUCUCACCGAGUGGGACCUUGAACUCUCCGGCCUCAGGUGCAAAGGUCGAUGCAACUGAUAAGAACCCUCUGAUGCCAGCAGAUGUGUUCACGAUCUUCAUCUCGCACUUGGGACCGUCAAUGCGGUCACUGGCAUUUACAUUGAAAGAAAUAUUCAAUGAAAUCCCCUUCGGACCGGCCCCGGCCUAUAAGGUCUCAGUCGACAGUCGUCUCCGAACCAGCCUGGAUCGUGCUCUCGAUCUGUACCGAGAAUCACGGGAGAAAACCCUUAAAUCACUUUAUCAGCAAACGCAGGCCAUGAAGUUAAAGAGCCCAGAAGCGGAAGCCGAUCUCGAGGAAGUGUCUGCGAGUUGUGGUCAUUUCAGUUUCUCCCUGCUGGAAUUCGGGGAGCAGCUUCACCAACUACUGGCCAUACUGGACGAACUGCAGCUCGAGUCCGAGGAAAGGCCCAAUGGACGGUCUUGGAGCUGGAUCAAGUUCUGGGAGUUCAAGGACUCAGGUGCGGCCCGAAAUGAGUCGUCUUUCAUGGCCCCCAUUGAUGCCGCCACACGAGGUCGUCAACGCCCUGCGGCCGAGACCACUGUCAAAGAAAGACUGGGCUACCGUCUGUGGAAAUCCCUUGAAAUCUUCCGUCGUGAUGACACCAAGUAUGCAAUCAAGGUAGGAGCUGGAGCCGCUCUCUAUGCGAUGCCGGCUUUUCUGCCGUCGACUCGACCAUUUUAUCAGCACUGGCGAGGCGAAUGGGGCUUACUGUCCUACAUGUUGGUCUGUUCCAUGACCAUCGGCGCCUCGAACACAACGGGCUAUGCUCGAUUUUUCGGAACGUGUCUAGGGGCCGUCUGUGCCAUUCUGGCGUGGUAUAGCACCAGCGGCAACGUCUUUGGCCUGGCAUUUUGGGGGUGGGCUAUGGCUACGUGGACCGCAUGGAUCACCAUUGCCAAAGGCAAUGGACCUAUGGGUCGAUUCAUCAUGCUCACUUAUAACUUGUCCGUGCUCUACGCCUAUUCGCUUUCACAGAAAGAAGUCGCCGAUGGGGACCAGGAUGAGGGUGGUCCCGAGCCCGUUAUCACUGAGAUUGCGCUUCACCGAGUUGUCGCCGUGCUCUCUGGUUGUAUCUGGGGCAUCAUCAUCACCCGUCUUAUCUGGCCCAUCAGCGCACGAGAACGAUUGAAGGAUGGUCUUUGUCUUCUGUGGCUACGACUGGGUCUCGUCUGGAAGCGCGAUCCACUGUCGUGCAUGGAAAAGAACGGGCGGUCUGUCGUGUACAUGACUGCACGCGAGCGAUUGGAACUGGAACGGUUUCUCACUCACAUGGAAUCUCUCCUGACCGCGGCGCGCUCUGAGUUUGAGCUGCGAAGUGCUUUCGCUGGUAGUAUCUAUACUAAUAUCAUUCGACGAACUCGGAGCAUGGCCAAUGCGUUCCAUGCGAUGAAUCUCGAGUUGAUGAAAUCCGAAAUGGCCACCGAAGGCGAGAUUUGUCUGCUGCGGUAUACUGCUGUGGAGCGACAACAGCUUUCUGCUCGCAUCAGCCAUCUUCUGUCUGUUAUGGCCUCGUCUAUGAAGCUGGAGUAUCCGCUGAGCGAUGUCCUACCCAGCAUCGAGCAUGCACGCGACAGGCUGCUGGCUCGCAUUUAUCGAUAUCGCCAGGACCACGAAGCUUCGCGGUUGACCACCGACGAAGACUGUGCCCUGCUGUAUGCCUACAUUCUGGUUACUGGCCAGUUGUCGCAGGAGAUCACGGAGAUUAUCGCCGAGAUUGGCCAGCUGUUUGGCGUUCUGAGUGAAGAUGUAGUGCAGCUAGCAUAG